AGAAGGCUCUGCAGCUGUAGUUUUCAUGCGCCGCGCCAGUGGUAGAUCUGAGCAGCCAUGCAGCGCAGGGCAAGGAGGCCGAAUUCCUAGAAGUUACGCCAUGGAGGAGAGUGGCGCGGUGCGUGGCCUUGAUUCGCGGAAGCACAAGCCCAGAGUGCAGGUGAUGGGUGAAGAAGAGCAGAGCACGCCUGCAAGCCGAUCCUUAGCCAUGAGAUUUCCCUCACGUGCGGAGUCUUGCGCAGACCUGGACAACUUGUCGUGGCUGAAUGCGGUGUUGAGCUGGCUGUGGCCGAAUCUCAACAGGGCUCUCACUGAGAUCGUGCACGAGGAUCUGACCCCGAGGCUACAAGAAUCAUUACCUUCUUUCUUCAGGAAUAUCAGCUUCUCUCGCUUUACUCUUGGCAACAGCAGUCCGGAAUUGGGUCCAGUGCAAGUGAAGGCGACAGAGAACAAUGUGGAUAUUGUUCUUGACUUGAACUACCAGGGUGAUGUGGACGUGAGCGUAGACACAGGCAAUGGCCUAUGCUUUGGAAUAAGGCAGCUGACUUGCAAUGGAAAGAUGUGUAUAUCCCUGCGGCUAUUGAGGCAGCAAUUCCCAAUUGUGGGCGCUGCACAGAUCUUCUUCCCUGUAGCACCUGAGGUGGACCUCCAAUUUACGGGAUUGGCUGCUUUGGGACACUUUCCAGGCAUAGAGCACACCAUCAGACGCUCUGUGAUGGACUGGCUGAAAAGCCUCUUUGUCCUACCUCGUUGCAAGGCCAUUCUCUCUGGUGAAGUAGAUCCCAUGGAGGCAAUGGCACCGCAACCGCUUGGAGUCUUACACGCCAGGGUGGUGCGAGCAAGAGAUCUAGCUGGGGUGAACUGUCAUGCCUUCGAGCAAGAAGUCUUUACCUCACACCCAUACUGCAUUUUGUCGCUUGGUGAUGCCUCGAGGAGAACAAGCACUGUCAGGGACACGACCUGCCCACAGUGGCCCGCAGAGGAGCCAGGAAGUUACUUCGUCGUCCACCACCGAGAGCAACACCUUGAGGUUGAGGUUCGGGCGGAGGAUAGCGGCAGCAUUUUCAGCCACAACUUCACAGGGUUUCUGGGACGUGUGUCUUGCCGGAUCGCGCGCAUGCGGCGAUGGCCAGAGGCGGCCGAGGCCGAAGGCGCCCGUCGCGUGCAUCAUGGCAGCCUGGACUUGGACACUUCGCAGGUUAGCAGAGAUUUGCUGCACGUCGAUGAUCCUCUAAAUCGAGGAUUGAGCUCUGUUGUGGAUUUGGAGGUCCGCUGGUUUGAAAUUGCAGGCUCUCCAGCAGGAGACGUGGCUCUUGAGGCCCCGGCAGCUGUGGUGGUGGAAAUUGCCAAAGGAAGUGGCUAUCCACCGGAAGCUGCAGCCGGGCGUGGCGUGCGCUGGAGGACGUGGAUGCAAGGUGACGAAGCUUUUGCCAAGGUGACGAAAAAAGGCCUGCUGACAAGCAAUGAGCUUCAAUUUCCGCCGGUCGGCAUCAAUCCCCGGCUCCUGCCUGUGAUCGACAACCUUGCUGUGCGCAACUACUCAGUAGAAGCCAUGGCCAUCAUUGUGGGCAUCAGCGAAGAGCUUGUGACCUCCUACCUCAAGGUGCGUGAUGAGUUCAAGCAUCGCCGGGAAGAGUUGCAGCAGGCACAAAGCCAAGAUGACUUUCGCCUGGAUGCGCAAUGGUUUGAACGCAUUGUCCACGUGUGCUCUGUCGCUGACCUGACCAAGAAGCUCUGCAUGUCUUUACUAGACCAUCAGGAUGUCGAGGUUGGCUGCUUGGAACCCAUAUGCUUGAGAUCCACACAAUCUGGAUUCACUGUUCACCGUCUGCAGGCUGCAAGCCAGACUGGAGGUUUGGCUUCGUGGUUUGUCCCAAGCCAAAGUCGCUUUGCCAGAGUGGAGAUGGAGGUGUCAGUUCGGGUUUGUCAGUUGCGACAAGGCAAUGAACUGCCCUGAGCCACACAUGAAGUCGGACGCUGAGGUCUUCAGGUCGGCAGCAUCCUGGAGAGCACUGGCCACGAUGGCAUCUCAAGAGCUGCAGCACUAAGAGAAGGGGCGUCGAGCCACCUUGAUCAUCUUCGUGCAGAAGCCCAGGUCAGCCAUCCUCACAGUGUGCGACUGAGCAGUACCACAGCGCUGAAGCUGCCCACUUCCACGAGCUCGUCGCAACUUGUGCCAAUGCCUCGCGCAUGAUUUUCUCUGUGCCUGCUGCGCGCGAUUCUGGUGCAAUGGAGAUGGCAGCUUUGCGCUGUCAGUUUUGCUAUUGCAAUUCAGGAUCUGCAUGUUGUUGCCUGGUGCUGUUCAGCACGGGUGUCACCAAUCCUUGCCCUUGUGUCAAAAUCUGGAAAAA
Molecule: messenger RNA, 2351 nt
Organism: Effrenium voratum
Lineage: Eukaryota; Dinophyceae; Suessiales; Symbiodiniaceae
Source: the annotation of a GenBank genome assembly